Sinocyclocheilus anshuiensis is the source of this 806-nucleotide messenger RNA. Its product is annotated as DLA class I histocompatibility antigen, A9/A9 alpha chain-like. Gene Ontology annotation, biological process: immune response. NCBI's taxonomy places the organism in Eukaryota, Metazoa, Chordata, Actinopteri, Cypriniformes, Cyprinidae. The annotation marks the transcript as partial. Gene Ontology annotation, cellular component: external side of plasma membrane. The transcript has 5 exons. The record is from RefSeq and is a predicted model, not a curated record.
UCUCUCCUCGGGUGUCUCUGCUGCAGAAGUCUUCCUCGUCUCCAGUCACGUGUCAUGCUACAGGCUUUUACCCCAGUGGAGUAACAUUCUCCUGGAUGAGAAAUGGACAAGAUCAUGAUGAGGAUGUGGAUCUCGGUGAACUUCUUCCCAAUGAAGACGGGACCUUUCAGAGGACGAGCGAAGAAGUUACACCUGAUGAGUGGAAGAAGAACAAGUACAGCUGUGUGGUGGAGCACCAGGGCAAAACUAAGACAGCAAAUGAGAUCAGGACAAACAAUGCAGAUUCUGCUCCCAUUGGCAUCAUUGUUGGUGUUGUUGUUGUUGCUGUCGUCCUGUUAAUGGUCAUUGGUGUCGCUGGAUAUAUGGUGUAUUGGAAAAAAGAGAAAUUAGGCCCUGACACCUCAACUGUUGACAGUGCCACAAGCCUACUAUCCUCUGACAGCUCAAGUGUUGAAAACACCAAGGGCCCAAAAAAAAGAGACACAAGAGGAUUGUGCAAGACACAAGAUGACUGAGGAAACUGAACCUGAAAAAGUUUUGCCCAGCUUGCAGUGUCUUUCUUUUAACCCUUUAAUGGUUAUUCUUCCUAAAAUCAUUCUAGUUAGAAAAUAUGUGAUUCUAUGAGGGGGUUUUGUUGCUAUUGUAGCUCAUGAGUGGAUUUUGACAUCAUUUGACAAUCACUUUGUGCUGUCUCUUGGAGUUAAUAGCACCUUUGCAGUCUGUCCUUCAGUCACUCUAUCAGCAUGAGUUUAAGAUAAGCUUUAAAUAGUGACAGGUACAUACAGCAGUGCAGAAGAUAAUGAAUG